Molecule: messenger RNA, 1377 nt
Organism: Condylostylus longicornis
Lineage: Eukaryota; Metazoa; Arthropoda; Insecta; Diptera; Dolichopodidae
Biological process (GO): proteolysis
Molecular function (GO): serine-type carboxypeptidase activity
Source: RefSeq, a predicted model, not a curated record
AUGGCGUCGGAGUAUCAGCGUGACGCUAGCACUACACCAGAAAUGCAGGAUGAAAUGCCUUUCAAUUCUUGGUUACCAUUUUGCGCAACCAAACACGAAACAAAGAGGAAGUUUUUAUCACAAGGACCACAAGCCGAUCCAUUCAUUGGAGUUCAGUAUCACAGCGGAUACGUCGAUGUUGGGAAAGAGGGAGGAGAAAUGUUCUAUUGGUAUUUUCCCAACGAAAAACAAACCGCCAACUCUCCAUUCAUUAUUUGGCUAACUGGAGGCCCAGGGUGUUCAUCUGAACUUGCAGCGUUAACUGAGAAUGGUCCCUUAACGAUUCAACCUGAUGUCACUGUUACAAACAAUCCGUAUUCAUGGUCAAACGUCGCUGAUGUCGCCUAUAUCGACCAGCCACUUGGGACAGGAUUUUCAUCGACUGGGAAUCCCAGCAAUUACGUUACAAAUGAAAAAACGGUUGCGUCAGAUAUGCGCGAGUUUUUAGAGCAAUUCAUCGAUCUGUAUCCACAACUGAAGAACAGACCUUUCUAUAUAACUGGCGAGUCCUACGCUGGUCACUACAUCCCGUCCGUUGCCCAUCUUUUGCUGAAGAAGCCUGUUGAGGGUUUGAACCUUCAAGGAGUUGCUAUCGGAAAUGGCUGGGUGGAUCCUCGUUCGCAAUAUCCAGCUUAUGCGGACUUCGCAUUUGAGCACAACAUGAUUGGGCGAAUUGGAUACGAAGUCGCGCGCAAGGGACUUGAAGGUUGUACAAAAUUAAUUGAUAACGGUUUAUGGCCCCUAGCUGUCAUUCAAUGUAACUCUAUUGUCAAUGGUUUGCUGGGAAAGAAGAAUCCCUACGACGUUCGCCUUGACUGCGAGACUCCUCCUCUGUGUUACAACACAACGGCUCUCGAUUCUUUCAUGAAUCUUGAUUCGGUCCAAACAGCAUUGGGAGUUCAUAAACCAUGGAAGGAGUGUAAUGCAUUGGUCUACGCGCUGAUGCUCGGAGAUUGGGUGACUGAAACGAGAACCAAAGUUGGGGAGCUGCUGUCGGAAGGCAAGAAGGUUCUUGUUUAUAGCGGUAACCAAGAUUUCAUUUGCAACUGGCGUGGAGGUCAAGCGUGGGUCGAAAACAUUGAGUGGGAUCAUCAGGAUGAUUUCACAUCGAAAGAUUUCAAACCCUGGAAUAUUGACGGGAAAGAAGUUGGAAAAAUGCGUCAAGUUGAAAAUCUAACGUUUUUGGUUGUGUAUGAUGCGGGGCAUAUGGUUCCAAUGGACCAACCAUCAACUGCUCUUGCUAUGCUAUCAAGCUUUCUGAUGAAUAACUUCGUUGAAGACGAGACGACGCCAGACUUUGAGCUUGAGUCUGUUGCCAGAGCAAUAGUGACAGCGUAG